Ixodes scapularis (black-legged tick) is the source of this 558-nucleotide messenger RNA. RefSeq lists its product as uncharacterized. The transcript is spliced from 5 exons. The record is from RefSeq and is a predicted model, not a curated record. Bases 25 to 558 code for a protein of 177 amino acids. Lineage: Eukaryota; Metazoa; Arthropoda; Arachnida; Ixodida; Ixodidae.
CCCAUCAACCAAAGCAGCACAGCUAUGGACACAAGCAAUGGUAGCUGCACCAGCCAAAGCACAGCCAUCCACCAAAGCAGCACAACCAUGAUGCCACGAAAGGUGACAAGGACUCUGGCCAUACAAGUUCAAACCAAGUGUCGCUCAGUUUCUACACAGACGCGUCCUCAAACUCGGUCGGCAUACGUCCAAGUGAACACGGCUAUACGACAGGACCGUGCGGUGCAGACAGACAUAUCUGCCACAGGCGAUGCGUGGGAUCUUUUGGACAGGCUACAUGGAACCUCAUCCCCCAUCUCCGAACAAGUGCCACUGCCAUCAGAGUUUCUGAGCUCCAUACAUGUUGAAUGUGAAGGUCCAGCACCACCUGCCAGCUCGGAGCCUGCAGGCAUGUGUGAAAACGACGACACGUUUGGCGACUGUGGUGACUGCCCAGCUUCCCCAACCAGCCCACCUAGUUCGGAGCCACCGAGCAUGUGUCAAAAUGACGACCCCACCUAUGAUCCAACCUACGACUCAACCCAUGAACCGUCGUAUGACAAAAGUUUUCAGAUGUGA